AUGCAGGAUGUGCUUUGCCCUGUCAAAUCCGAGUAUCCAAACGUAACAAAGGCCUAUUUUCGGCAGGACAUAACUGGAUGCUCUCAUUCGUUACCAACAAUCCUUGCGUGCCCUGCAGUUUCGGGUUCUACAGGAGUCCAGAUUAGACGCAUUGAUUUCAGUAAUCCACAGGGCCGUAAGGGAGCCACAGAUUGCCUUCCAGCCACAUGUAAGGCUCACGUACGCAUUUUCAUCAAUGAAGGCCAUGAUGUCACGAAUGCCACUCAAUUAAAAGACACUCUUGUCUCACAUGGAGGAAUUGAUGGCGUCCGCGUAGUGUGUCUGGAUGCAAUCACAAUGGCAUCACCAAUAAGCGAAAUCGCGAAGAUCCAAAAUAUCAGUAAACUCAACAACUUUGAGUUUACAGAGGGUGGUAUCAAAGCAUGGAGCGCAUAUGGCAGAGGAAAACAAAUCAAGGCUUAUACCUUGAUAACAGGUAACGCACAGUCUUGAAGUUUUUGUUUUUGUUGCUUGUAUUUGGCACCAUCGAUUAUCUUAAAAUUUUCUUUAAAAAAAAAAAUUAAGGAUAGCUAAGAAACCCCCACGUAACCGGGAAGAUCAACUCAAAAGUAAUAAGAGCAAUGGAAAAAAGAAUACCAAUAAAGCAAUACAUACAAAGCUCCUAAAACUGAAACACAAUAAAAUAUAUCUAUCUCUACACUAAAUUUAUUCGUUUACCCAGUGUCGUUUUGACACUUUUAAAUUUCCCUAUUUACAGAAUCCAAAAACAGGUGGCUAGAAUCUACAUUUUCUCUGGGGAAAUUCAAGUCUCAGCCAUGAAGAGAAAAAGCAUGUUCACGACGACGAGCCUCCCAAAACAAAAAAGAGUUCCAGUGACAUACAGGAGAGUCAGACCAACCACGGUUUAUACAGUUGCCACGAGAGUGGAUGCACAAGGGUGUUCCAAAGACAUUCGGCAAUAACGAAACAUCUAUCCUCUGAAAAAUGCAUACGGUCCUUGGAAAAACACACUCUUAUGGGUCUUGCUAAGCUUGGCUAUCAGCAGGUUUUGGAAGAGGGUGUCGGUGUCGUGCCAAACUUAAGAACCAGCAGCGUUGCAAGCAAACAAUGCGGAGAACGUUUAACAGAGGGAUGGGCGUUGCAACCAGCUAAGAAGGCAUACCAUUUUAGUGAAAGGCAGAAGGCCUACCUUACUGCUAAAUUCAACAUUGGUCAGUCCACUGGACGGAAAGUCGACGCAAGUCUUGUAGCACCUGAUAUGAGACGUGCCCAGGGUUUAAAUGGCGAGCGGCUUUUUAAAUCAACCGCAUUUCUGACCCCUCAGCAGAUAUCCUCAUAUUUCUCUUGCCUUUCUUGCCAACAGACCCUCACCCAUGAAGCCUACCUUACCGCCAUUGAAGAUGAAAUACACUUUUCUACAGCCAGAGACCAAGUGAUGGCUACUGUCACACUCCAACAUCCUAUUGUUUUUGACCUGUACAACAUCUGUGCCAUGGCAGAAGAAGACACAUUAAAGAACUUGAAGGUUUCGUUGCUUCAGGUGAUUUGUCAAGGCCUCAAUCUUGACAUCCCCAUUAACCAAUUCGCCAUAAAGCUCCAUACCUGA
Messenger RNA from Porites evermanni, 1606 nucleotides. The record is from the annotation of a GenBank genome assembly. NCBI's taxonomy places the organism in Eukaryota, Metazoa, Cnidaria, Anthozoa, Scleractinia, Poritidae.